Messenger RNA from Engraulis encrasicolus (European anchovy), 4527 nucleotides. It is a transcript of the gene slc22a17, whose product is annotated as solute carrier family 22 member 17. The record is from RefSeq and is a predicted model, not a curated record. Lineage: Eukaryota; Metazoa; Chordata; Actinopteri; Clupeiformes; Engraulidae. The transcript is spliced from 10 exons. Gene Ontology annotation, molecular function: transmembrane transporter activity. Gene Ontology annotation, biological process: transmembrane transport. The coding region runs from base 1120 to 2856 and encodes 578 amino acids. Gene Ontology annotation, cellular component: membrane.
CGUAAUCUUUUUGUUCAGCACCAGGGAUUGUGCACAAGUAACUCUCUACAAGCGUAUUCUAAAUCUAAGCCAUGUUCUGACAAGAGUUAUUGUUGAGGAAAACACAGCCAUUAGCUGGAAGGACUAGGCCAAUUCUUCACUAGGCCUACUCAUCUAACAGCUGCUGAUCUCUGUCGCCAUCAUGCGGCUGACAUCUGGACGCGCAGAGUAGGCCUACGGUUUAGCUCUCAUUCACACGAAGGUCCCCGAGUCUGUACGAGUUCACUGGUCUUAUUUCCGAAACAUCCAAUGCCUGUGCCCUUCUCGUCCUACUGGUCCUACCUCAAACUGGAGUUUGCCUAGGACCUCCCCUUUAAGACGAGGCUUGGGCAUAAUUUAUUUAUUUAUUCCUGGUUUUGCGUCGGCAGAUGUAAAUUUCUGGUCGAGCAAUAACGUGAGACAUCAGCAGCAACAGCCCAAGUCUGGCGUUACCCUUCUGCUCAAUGGGAAAGGCGUUGUUACUGAAACUGCAUUCAAGAACACCGUGCGUAAAUCUCGAGAGCGAAAACAGCCGGGUUCCAUGAGCCGAACGCGAGGUGCACUUUCACUUGACAAACUGUCUGAAGAACUGGCCGGCGGAGAAUAUAGCCAAAUGGACAAAGCCGCCUGCCGAAGUGCGCAUAGAGCUAGGAGUGAGGAGUGAAUGCAGAAUACGACAUCUGGAACACAGUGUAGCUCUCCUCUGUUUCAACGAAUGCCUUGCGAAAUCCUUGCUCAUUAUUCAGGAACUAAAAAAACACAAGUGACGUUAGCCACCGCGACUUCAAAGGGGAUUGUUAUUUAGCCCAGUGCAUUGCGUGCCUCUGUGGUCUACUGUGGAAUAAUAAAGAUAGGCCUACUCCUCUUCCCGCAGCUCUCCUGGGGGUAGACAGAGGAAGAGAGAGAGGGAGAGACGCAGACUUGAAGGUCUAUCUUUCUCUCUCUCUCUCUUUCUUUCCUUCUUCCCGGGCUUUUGCUCUGCGAGGAGCCAUCCACAGUGACAAGACAUCAGUUCACUGAGCUGUGACAGGGUCGCCAGGAUUCUGCCUCACCUCACUUUGUUGUUUUUGUUGUGAGGCCCAACCUCGCCCGUCUGUAAACAUGACAUCCACCUCCUCGCCGCUGGCCUCCCCCUCCCCCUCCCCCUCUCCUCCUCCGUCACUCCCCUCCUCCUCGACUCCCUCUUCCCCGGCCCCCUCCACCCUCCCGCUGCCCCCCUCGCUGCCCCCCACGGGCGAGGUGAUGGUGCUGGCCCUGGGCCGCAAGAAGCAGCGUGUGCUCAUCGCCCUGUCCAUCCUGCCCAACCUCUUCCUGGCCUUUCUGCUCUCCUCCGACCCUUUGCUGACGCUGGCCUCCCCGCACCACUGCCGCCUCCCGGGGCCCUCGCCCUCCCCGCAGGUGCUCAACGCCUCGCUGCCCUGGGAGAAGGGAGGCCGGCAGGGGGAGAGCGGAGGCCUGUCCCAGUGCAAGCAGUACCUGAUGGUCAACGGCACCCAGGCCGGGGUGGAGGACUGCGAGGCCGGCUGGGACUACAACGUUACCGAGGGACUGAAGAACAACAUCGUCACUGAGUGGGACCUGGUGUGUGGGCAGUACUGGCUGGUGCCCCUGGAGGAAGUCUGCUUCAUACUGGGGGCCCUCGUCGGAUACCUGGGCUUUGGAUUCACUGCAGACCGGCUGGGGCGACUGAAAGCGCUGCUCUCCUCCCUGACGCUCUCGGUGGUGUUUGGCGUGCUGGUGUGCGUCGCUCCCUCCCCGCCCAUCUUCAUCGUCAUGCGCUUCUGUCUGGCCACCGCCAGCGCCGGAGUCUACCUCACUCUCUACAUCACACGUCUAGAACUCUGCGACCCUUCGCUGCGACUUCUGGUCACCGUGAUAGCGGGCCUGACGACGUUUACCGGGGAGCUGUUGUUGCUGGGCGUGGCCCUGGGUUGCCAGACGUGGAGGGGCCUACUGGGGACGGGGGCCGCUCCCCUCAUACUCUUCCUCUGCUACGGCAUUCCCGGGGUGUUCCCAGAGUCUCCACGCUGGCUGCUGCUGUCUGAGAGGUCUGGGGACAUGAACUCGUUCAGCGAGAGGAGAGACAGCAACCGGGAGAGGGAUGACGAGAGCUUCACAGAGUUGGAGUCUGAGCAGCCCUCCUCCAGCCGCCCACAAUUGUCCUUCCACGAGCUCGUCCACAGCAGGAACAUCUGGAAGAACAUCUGCGUGCUGGGCUUCACCUCGUUUAUCUCCCAUGGAAUCAGCCACUGCUAUAGUUCUUUCCGCGGCGACGUCAGAGGCACCACCCCCAGCUUCUACUGGACCUACCUGCUCUCCGUCUGCGCAGGGGGCGGUGCCUGGCUGUUGCUAUGGGCGACCGUCAACAGGUGUGGCCGCCGCGGAAUUCUGCUCCUGGCCAUGACGCUGACGGGACUGGCCUCACUCAUUCUCCUGGGACUAAUGGAGUAUCUGUCAGAGUCGGCCAUCACUGUGUUCUCUGUGAUGGGGCUCUUCGCCUCUCAGGCCGCGGCCCACCUGUGUAUCUUCUUCACGGCCGAGAUCAUGCCCACUGUUAUCAGGGGUGCGUUUGUGGGCGCGGUGCUGGCCCUGGGCUGCGUGGGCCGCCUCAGCUCGCCCCUCAUGGACCUGCGCAACCACUACGGCUACUUCCUGCACCACGUGGUCUACUCCUCGCUGGCCCUGCUGGCCGUGCUGUCCAUCCUGCUGCUGCCCGAGAGCAAGAGGAAGCCGCUGCCCCAGACGCUUGGCGACGGCGAGCAGUACCGGCGCCCUCCGCUGGGCCGGAGGAGAAGGGACAACGUGCCCUUGCUGGCCACCCCCAACCCUGAGACCUAGAUCAACACUCCACCCAAUGACAUCUGCCUCUUAUUAUCAACACAUAACACACCCGCACACCCGCACUCACUCACUCAGCCUUCUCCACCCGAGUCCACCCGUGUCCGUGCUGAUGUGAGACGGGCGGUGAAAUGGGAGAGGCCACAGGGCUCCGAGAGGUCAAAGGGUGAGGUGGAGAAGCAGAAACGUGUGUCACUCCCCUCCAACACCACCACCAACACCACCACCAGUUGAGGGUGAAGAUGGCGCACAUCCUAGACAAAGGUGCAGAACAAAGGCUGACAGAAGUUUUGGAGUGAGGAGUCUGCACAUUUAAAAUUCUUUUUUUUAAAAAAUUCCAUGUCAGGACCAUUUGACCAUAGUGUUCUUCAGAUUCUCUACCAAAGAGAAUGUCUGAGAAAGUGUGCAUACUCCUCACUCCAAGCCCCCACCACCACCGCCACCACUACUCCAUCCAUAAUCGCAGCUAACAUCACAUAAGUCAUGACCGACUGACAUGGAGGAGGAAGCUUGGUCAUAGUAGGGCUCCUUCUGAACUUGUGUGAGCGUGAUGUAGGGAGAUGAGGAGGAGAAUGGUGGCUGUGUGGAGAGAAACCAGAAGCUCAGUGAUGCACAGUGCUUUUUCACCUGCUCCUCCACAGAAGGAUAAUGACAGAAGGGUGCACAUUUGGGGAGGGGGCGUCCAUCAGUCUAAGAGGCCCACGCAAUAGCUCCUUCAUCAGGGUCCUCACCUCACGGUCUCCCCUUUCGUUUGGAUAACCAUGGCAUGUCCACCAAGACACCCACCGUUCCAGACCACCACCAAGACUAUACAAUACACGCAAGGGCUGAUCGACUGAGCACCAUGGCUACUUUGUAAAUAGUUAUUUACCUUAAAUCUGUUUGUCAGACCUCUCUCGGACUGUAGUUGUUUUCACUUUUGGACUAAAGGGGGAGUUAAUUUCCUUACAGCAAUUAAGCUGACAGACACAUAUUUGGAAGUCCAGAAGUCCUGAGUUUGAGUGAUGGACAGAAAUGUGUUGCCAAAAGCUGAAAUGACUUCUCUUCAGUUGUCUUGACGGCACUACAUGUGUUUUAAAAUUUAAAGCACGUAAAUAUAACUUCUGAUGCUCACAUGAAGUUGUGAGACAAAAUAACACUGAAUGACAACAUUGAAAUAUUUAGGUGAUGACAUCUAAAUAAUUAUGAAUAUGAUACAUGUGCAGACAUGGAACUCGGAACUUGAAAACAAUGUAAAAGAAAAUGAGGCAGGGAUAGUACUUUGUACAUGGGUUGUGGAAAUAAAUAAAUGCAUCUGCUUCGAAUAUGUUAGUCCUUAUAGUAGGACCACCAGACUUGAAUUAUUUAAACCAUCAAACUGAUGGUUCUGCUCUUAAAAGCAGGCUCAAGUGAAGGACUGGAGUGCUGGACCAAGAAUUAAUGCUUAAUAAUUAGAAAGUUACGAGACCAUUCUGAGGCCUCCUAUCGCGCACUUGAUGUUAGUUUCUUAACAACAUUGUUAUAAUGCUGAAUGGUUGACAAUAAUAUAUGACCACAAUAUUAACAAUAAAUGACUUGACAAUAGAUUAAAGAUGUAUGACAGUGAUUGCUUAAUAUCAUGUAAUAAACGCUAUGAUUAUGUUGGUAACUUGUUAGAUAUACCUGACAAUAAAGAUGUUGACAAAAAUCUAA